Molecule: messenger RNA, 3475 nt
Organism: Etheostoma spectabile (orangethroat darter)
Lineage: Eukaryota; Metazoa; Chordata; Actinopteri; Perciformes; Percidae
Gene: rhag
Product: Rh associated glycoprotein
Exons: 10
Coding region: 95-1405 (436 amino acids)
Biological process (GO): ammonium homeostasis; ammonium transmembrane transport
Cellular component (GO): plasma membrane
Molecular function (GO): ammonium channel activity
Source: RefSeq, a predicted model, not a curated record
ACACCACUUGUUCCCUCCCUUCACACGGCACAACUCCUAAAAAACACAGAGUGUCAGUGAGUGUGUGUCAGAGAUAACCAGAGUUGGUCUCAAGAUGCCUGCGUAUGCCACCAACAUGAGGAUGAAGUUUCCAAUUGUGGCUUUAGCUUUGGAGAUUAUUACCAUCAUCCUGUUUGCUGUGUUUGUGGUCUAUGAUGAUGGAAAAAGUCACGGGCACGACUCACACUCCAAUGAGACUCACCAUGAAGUAAAGCCCAUGGAUCUCUACCCCAUGUUUCAGGAUGUCCACGUUAUGAUCUUCAUCGGCUUCGGCUUCCUGAUGACCUUCUUGAAGCGAUACGGGUUCAGCAGCGUGGGCGUCAACUUACUGCUGGCUGCCUUCGGCCUGCAGUGGGGCCUCCUCAUGCAGGGCAUCUGGCACCUGGAUGAUGGCAAGAUCAAAGUCAGCAUCUUCAAAAUAAUCAACGCAGACUUCAGCACAGCUACAGUCCUGAUCUCCUUUGGAGCCGUUCUGGGUAAAACCAGCCCUGUGCAGCUCCUCAUCAUGACCGUACUGGAGAUCACCAUCUUCUCCAUCAAUGAACAUCUGGUGGCCACAGUCCUUGAAGCAAAUGAUGUUGGAGCAUCCAUGAUCAUCCAUGCUUAUGGAGCCUACUUCGGCCUGGCAGUGGCUCGAGUCCUUUACCGGCCAGGUUUAAGAAACGGACAUGAGAAUGACGGAUCUGUUUAUCACUCCGAUAUGUUUGCUAUGAUUGGAACCGUCUUCCUGUGGAUGUUCUGGCCCAGUUUUAACUCGGCCAUUGCUGAUCCAGGCUUCAGUCAGCUCACAGCGGUGAUCAACACCUACCUCUCCCUGGCUGCCUGUGUGCUCUCUGCCUACGCCAUCUCCAGCCUUGUGGAGCACAAAGGAAAACUGGACAUGGUGCAUAUUCAGAAUGCCACCUUGGCCGGUGGCGUUGCUGUGGGAACAUGUGCUGACAUGAACAUCGGGCCAUUUGGGGCAAUGCUGAUUGGAUUAGUGGCUGGCAUCAUCUCUACCCUGGGCUUCAAGUACCUCACUCCCGUCCUGGCAUCCAACCUGGGCAUCCAGGAUACCUGCGGAGUCCACAAUCUGCACGGCAUGCCUGGCAUCCUGGGCGGGUUGGCUGGUAUUGUGGCUGUGGCUUUGGGAAAAAAAGAGGGAGGUAAUGCUGCCAUGCAAGCUGCUGCCUUGGCUUCAUCCCUGGGGUUCGCUUUGGUUGGAGGUGCUAUUACAGGUUUAAUAAUGAAGUUGCCAUUCUGGGGACAGCCUCCAGACCAGAACUGCUUUGAUGACUCUAUUUACUGGGAGGUUCCUGAGGAGGAGGAGGAGAAUGAGGAGAGCUUGGCUCACGCCGAUCACUCAAAGAACAAAGCAGAGGUUUAAAUAUCUGCUCACAGUCCACUGAGCUAGAAAUCGAGAAGUAAAUGAUUAUUAAUCAGCUGCACCAUGUCAACACAUGUGUAAUAUGAUUUUAAAAAACUAGACGAUUUGCUCUACUCACCAACACCAAGUCAAUUUUGUAAACUUUUUUGUGAGCAAAGAUCUACAGCAUUGUAUUUUUCCAUCAUAGUACAGUUUAAAUUUGUAAUGAGGAUGGGCAGUGAAUGUUUUACACAACAGUCUUCAAAAUAGACAAAAAAAAAUUAAAAAAAUCCCAUUUACACUCACACAUUCAGGGAUUUCUUUUGCGUUGCAAAUUGUGACCAAUAACCUUGAAAACCCAGUUGGUCACACACUAAAUUUACUGCUGAUACACCUACUUCCUUAAGCUUUUUUAUAUUAUGAAAAACAUUAAAGCAUAUUUUUGGUAUAGUGUAUUUUCCUUCAUAUAAUCUUUUAUAAUUCUAUACACCUGGCAUAUGUAUGUCUGCUGAGGCUUAGGUCAAAGAGAAGAGGAGUAAGUCCACACACACUCAGACAGUCCAGCAAAAAUGCAUGUCUCCCCAUUCAUUUUGGCUGGGGGUAGUGCGUUUAAGUUGUGGUGGUGGGGGCCACAGAGGGGUGCCAUAAGAAACGGCCUGAGGCAAAAAGUUGAGAAAGAUUCAACUUUAAGAGAAACGCAAUCCAACAUCAUCCUGCGGUGGCCAAUUAUAGAACUUGUCAGUGUGUUUUGAGGCAAUGUGAGAGUCUUUUUAAAUUAAAGAGUGUGGUCUAGACCUACUCUAUCUGUAAAGUGUCUUGAGAUACCUCUUGUUAUGAUUUGAUAGUAUAAAUAAAAUUGAAUUGAAUUAAGAGUCCCUUAGAGUAAACAUCCCUGUAGCUAUCGCUGCCACAAGAAAGUUAAAAAAAAAACUAUUUUUCUGCAAGAAUAAAGCACAAUGCUCCAUCUUUUUUCUUUCUCUCUUUCUAUAUGAAAUAAAGCUGCCUUCAAUUGUGGUGGUAAAUGUUAAGAGCUAAAAACGAUUUGACAGAAAACAAUAAUUGUAAAAUAUUAAGUCUACAUGUGCUGCUUUGGGGAGGCCUAAAGAACGCAACCAGACAUGACACAGAUCGGCCAUUUUAAUUGAUAUUUCCACAGCCACAAAACCCUGCGGAUCGCUGGCUUUGGUCUGAACGUGCCCUUAAACCUGCUUAGAUUUGCUGCUUCACAUCACCUCACUGGAGCGUAGUCCUUCUGCAAGGAGUCAGAGUCACACUGUGUGAAUCCAGCCGUGAGGCUCUGACAUGGGCAGGGAUAGUUGCAUGAUAUGUUCUAACUAAUAAACCUUUUUGUUGCUUAUCUCUCAAUGCUUACAAUAAUGGUCUAUCUAUCUGAGGGCAGUUGUACAAUUUAUUUAACGCAAUGAGUUCAAUAAGCAUUAGAAUGGCUGUUUAUGGGCAAGCUGAUGCUCAUGUUUGUGUCUGGUUUCUAUUUGCGUACAUCCAGUGUAUUCUUACAUGUACAUACAGUUUAGCUUUUAGAUGGAUUGACAUGGUCAGUUUUAUUUAAGUCCUGCAAUGUUAAAAAAGUGCAACUGGUACUGGAUAUUUUUGAAAUACCUUUAAAAGAAUUCAACAGAAACUUAAAUGUUAAGACAUAUAUACAUUUACCAUUGUCUUUAUACCAUCACAUGCAUCAGUUGGAAUCAGUUUUUUGUACCUGUUUUUUUCUGUAGGUGAGUUCCUGUUUGAUUCUUUUUCAUUCUGAGUUGUGAACAGUCGCACGUGCAACUGUGUAUAUCGCAGGAUUAGAGAGAAGCCAUUUCUUGCUUCGCAAAAUCUUUUUUUAAGCUGCAGUGUCUGAAUGCCGAAGGACAGGUUUUUUUUGUGUUUAACAUGAAAACAUAGGACUGCAGGGCUAGAUGGAACUGACUAUACAGUAGUGUUAAUCAAUUUUGGUUUGCCAAAUGGUUUAUGAUGCCCACAACACUGAAGCACAUCAAGAUUUUGUAUUUUUAUAUUACAUGUGCUUAGAUGUGCUCGUAUUUGUAUAAUAUACUAAUACUGUCAUAAUAAAUGUGUUUUUGUACAAUA